AUGGCCGCCGUCGCCGAUCAACCACCCCCGGCCUACCCCGGUCCCGAGGAGAAAUCCUCCGCGCCCGCCGCCGGCCCGCGCAAGACGCCCCUCGCCGCCCCCGUCCCGGCCUCCUCCACCCCGGCCCUCACGCCCCUGACCCCCGACCAGCAGUCCAAGUACGACGCCCUCCUCGCCCAGGCCCGCGCCUGGUCCGAGGUCAAGUGCCCGACCGCCGCCCACGCCGACAAGUCCGGGCCCCUCACCGACUCGGAGCGCCAGUGGCUCACCCGCGAGUGCCUCCUCCGCUACCUGCGCGCCACCAAGUGGGUGACCAAGGACGCCGAGAGGCGCCUGCUCGAGACGCUCGCCUGGCGCCGCGAGUACGGCGUCGAGGCCCUGACCCCGGAGCACAUCUCGCCCGAGAACGAGACGGGCAAGCAGAUCAUCCUCGGCUUCGACAAGGAGCGCCGGCCCUGCCACUACCUCAACCCGGGCCGCCAGAACACGGACCCGUCGCCGCGCCAGGUCCAGCACCUCGUCUUCAUGCUCGAGCGCGUCAUCGAGGUCAUGCCCGCCGGCCAGGAGAAGCUCGCCCUGCUCAUCAACUUCAAGACCUCCAAGAGCCGCGGCAACACCGCCCCCGGCAUCGGCCUCGCGCGGGAGGUGCUGCACAUCCUGCAGACGCACUACCCCGAGCGUCUCGGCAAGGCCCUCAUCAUCAACGUCCCGUGGGUUGUCAACGGCUUCUUCCGCCUCAUCACGCCCUUCAUUGACCCCAUGACGCGCGACAAGCUCAAGUUCAACGAGGACAUGAAGCAGUACGUUCCCGAGGAGCAGCUGUGGACCGAGUUCAGCGACGGCAAGCUCGAGUUCGAGUACGACCACGACGUCUACUGGCCCGCCCUCAACGCCAUGUGCAAGGAGAAGCGCGACGCCAGGACGGCGCGCUGGGUCUCUGGCGGCAAGCUGAUUGGCGAGUCGGAGGACUACCUUGGCGGUGCUGCCGAGAAGGGCGUGGGUGCUGAGGCGGCCGAGACGAAGGCUGCUGCUUGA
Molecule: messenger RNA, 1035 nt
Organism: Colletotrichum aenigma
Lineage: Eukaryota; Fungi; Ascomycota; Sordariomycetes; Glomerellales; Glomerellaceae
Gene: PDR16
Product: Phosphatidylinositol transfer protein PDR16
Exons: 2
Coding region: 1-1035 (344 amino acids)
Molecular function (GO): phosphatidylinositol transfer activity
Source: RefSeq, a predicted model, not a curated record